AUGACGGGCGAAUAUGCCCGCCCACAAGCCGAGAACUUCCGCAAAGGUUCGGGUGGUAUACCUGAUGGUGACAUUCCAGUCGACCUGGGUGUCUUCAAGUCGGAACCUGCUCUCUGGAUUGGCUAUGCGUUCAAUUCCACAGUAAAGCUCGCGGAAGACGACCCUCUUGCAAAGAAUUGGACACAUCGCUAUGAUGCACGAAUCAUGCGCUGCAUACAUAUGGAAACUAAGUAUACAGUCAGCUGGAACUUCACUGAACCCUUCUUCAAUUCCACGGUCAAGCUAGAACCGCAGAGGCUCAUUAUAGAUGCCAGCUUUCCGCGGGGAGUUGACGGCAAGAUCAACUACACCAUCGAUCCGGGACCAGCAGAAAAUUACGUCAGCCCGCGGGACGAUGUGGGUCUAUACAAGAAGACGGCCGCAUACCAUGCUGUCGGCGACAUGUUCAGAAACUUUCUUCGUGGGCACGUCGAUCUCGAACCGCCAUUGCCAGGACCAUACUACGCACAAGUCUAUUCUGAUGUUACAAAGACACGACUAGUCGAGAAGAACAGCGAGCCUAAGCAAAACUUAACGGACGAGAUCGAGACCUUCUAUUCAGACAUGGUUCUGUCAUUGCUAUCAGCGCCAGAGAUGCUAGCAGUCGCCGAAGAACAGCUUACAGUGAACCGCUCGCGACUCCAAUCCUCAUUCGUCUACGUCCCCGAACGGCUCUGGCAAUGUUACGCACCAGUUGUCUUCAUCACACUCCUGAUUCUCCUGUUCGGCGCUUUCACAAUCUGGCAAGACGGGACGACGUUCUCGACUGGCUUCUCUCGUAUUCUAGUUACCACACGGAAUACCACCCUCGAUGACAUCAGCCGCGGCGCAUGUCUGGGUAAUGAUCCUUUCCCCUUGGAGUUGAUGCAUACCAGACUUAAGUUCGGUGUUCUUGCGAAUAGCAACGAUCCAGAGUACAUGAGGGAACAUGGGUAUCAGGGGAUUGGCGACUUCCAGAGUGUGAACCACUGUGCUUUUGGCGUUGCUUCGGAAAUCGCGCCUAUUGUCAGAGGUGCGCCGUAUGCAGGCUUGACGAGGCGGCAUAAUGGAAAGAUGUGA
This is a messenger RNA of Alternaria metachromatica, 1098 nucleotides long. RefSeq lists its product as uncharacterized. Bases 1 to 1098 code for a protein of 365 amino acids. The transcript has 2 exons. Lineage: Eukaryota; Fungi; Ascomycota; Dothideomycetes; Pleosporales; Pleosporaceae. The record is from RefSeq and is a predicted model, not a curated record.